Molecule: messenger RNA, 2773 nt
Organism: Scophthalmus maximus (turbot)
Lineage: Eukaryota; Metazoa; Chordata; Actinopteri; Pleuronectiformes; Scophthalmidae
Exons: 17
Coding region: 327-2567 (746 amino acids)
Biological process (GO): linoleic acid metabolic process; lipid oxidation
Molecular function (GO): protein binding; oxidoreductase activity, acting on single donors with incorporation of molecular oxygen, incorporation of two atoms of oxygen; iron ion binding
Source: RefSeq, a predicted model, not a curated record
AUGAGGAGGAAGAUUGUUUCAUCUUGCAUUUCGAGAUUAAAGUCGAAAUCUGGAGAUUAAAGUUGAAAUACUUCGACAGUCAAGUUGAACAAUUUCGAGACUAAAGUGCAAAUGUCGACAUUAAAGUUGAAAUGUCGAGAUUAAAGUUGAAACAGCCAUAAACGACCGUGUUGUGGUUCCAGUUCUGCUGUCACACUUCCACGUUAACUUACGUUAGCAAAGCUACGCUAGCUCCGGUUUGGGGAACAGAGUGGCCAUUGGAGGCGGAUACCGGACAUGCCGCUUCUCUCUCAGAUGAAUGUCGGACCCACGGACGCGGGCCUGUGAUGUUGUGCCGUUUCAUGUCCAGAACCUGUGGAGCCUGUGGAGGUGUUGUGAUGGGCGGGGCUCAAAGUCAGAGAGAGAGAAGAGGUGGACAGUACAUGAUGCUGUCAUUCAACACAUCAAUAGUCCAGAGAGGAGAGCAGCUGUCGCUCUGCAGGUGGCGCAGUAUGGAUCCAUCUCCCUGUCCUCACGAGCUGCAUCACCACCCGGUCGACACGAUGGCUCCCGGUCAGGUGUUCGAGGUGACCGUCCACACCUCACCUGGUCCCACUAGUGGAACCUUCAACCGCCUGUGGCUCAACCUGAUUGGCUCGCAGGGAGAGACUCCGCCCCUCAGAGUGAACCAGGGCAAACAUCACCUCUUGGCUGGUUCAGCGUGUCCAGUCCUGGUCCAGGUCGAUAGUUCUCUCGGUCGCCUGGUUCUGGUCCGGCUCCGGCUCGAGGCUCAGGCGGGAUGCCCAAACCUGGACUGGCACUGCAGCCGUGUGGAGGUCCGCAGGCUGGCUGAGGGAUCGGGGUCCAGACCUGAGGAUCCAGAAACACAGGUUUUCCUGUGUGACAGGUGGCUCCGAGCAGCAGAUGGCGACGUAACGCUACGGAGUGGAAAGUUGAUGCUGCAGCAGGACGAGACAGACGAGAAGCUGAAACAGCGGAGACUCGAGCAGCUGCAGCUUCAACAGAAGCGCUUCAGGUGGGCUACGUUUGUCGAAGGCGCUCCUCGGUGCAUGGACGCGAAGAGUCUGUCAGAACUCGGGCCGAACUUCAGCUACAGCCACAAUAGUCUGAACCUGAACCUUCACUACCUGAAAGGCUUCGUUGGCCGAGCCGAGGCCUGGACCAGUUUCUCUGAGCUGGAGAUGGUUCUGACCCACAGUGCACAGCAGAACAGCACCGCCAUGUUCAUCAGGUCUCACUGGAUGGACGACUGGUACUUCGGCCACCAGUGUCUGAACGGCUGCAACCCUCUAAUGCUGCGUCAGACCCGCCUCCUCCCUCCGCGCCUGUCCGUCACCUCCGACAUGCUCCGCCCCUUCCUGCCUGAAGACUCCUCCCUCGAGAAGGAGCUGCAGAAAGGAACCGUUUACCUGUUGGACUACGAGGUGUUGGACGGCGUCGCCGGCAACGUGAUCAACGGGAAGCAGACGUACCUGUCGGCCCCGCUGUGCCUCCUCCACCUGAACCGGCAGCAGCAGCUGGUCCCCAUCGCCAUCCAGCUGCAGCAGACACCCGGCCCUGACAACCCUGUCUUCCUCUCCUCUGACCCCGGCUGUGAUUGGCUGUUGGCUAAGAUUUGGGUUCACAGUGCAGACUUCCAGUGUCACCAGCUGAUGUCUCACUACCUGAGGACCCACAUGCUGGGGGAGCUGUUCUGCAUGGCCACGCUGCGACAGCUGGCCGACAUCCACCCGCUGCACCAGCUGCUGAUGCCGCACGUCAGGACAGCGCUGCAGAUUAAUUUCCAGGCCAGAGCGUGGCUGCUCGCCAAAGACGGCCUGUUUGAUAAGGCGGUGGGCUGCGGUCUCCAGGCGUUACCCAUUGUCCUGUCCCGGGCGUCGCAGAGGAUUCAUUAUCGCUCCCUGUGCAUCCCUGAAGAUCUAAGCGACCGUGGAGUUGACACGCUGCCGCAGAACUACUAUGCCCAGGACGCACUGAGAGUCUGGCACGCACUGCACAGGUUCGUGGUCAGCUGGGUGGAUCUGUAUUACAGCGCAGACAGUGACGUGCAGCAGGACUCUGAGCUUCAACACUGGAUCGACGACAUCAACACACACGGAUUCACACACGACUCAGGUUUCCCCCGGGUUUUCCAGACCAAAGCAGAAGUUUCCAAGUUUGUCACCAUGAUCGUCUUCACCUGUUCAGCUCUUCACGCCGCUGUCAACUUCUCCCAGGUGGAUUUCAGCCUCUGGAUGCCGAACUGUCCCACCUCCAUGAUGCGUCCUCCUCCGCAGGUCAAAGGCUCGGUGACGGAGGAAGACAUUGUGUCCUUCCUGCCGGAAGUGAGCUCCACCUGCCGCGUCCUGAUGAUGUUGGCUCAGCUGUCCAAGCCCUCUGUUGACUUUGUCCCUCUGUGUCACUACAAGGAGGCCUUGUUCAGGGACGACGCCCAUCGCAGGCUACUGGAGGAGGUGCAGGCUGAGCUCAAGACCGUUUCUGAAGACAUCUGCGAGCGCAACAGUGGUCUGGAGCUGCCGUACCCGUACCUGAUUCCCCGGCUCAUCGACAACAGCGUGGGCAUUUAAAACUCAGCACAGACGAUGUGUUCAAAGAAACAUGUAAACAGCAGCAUGUGAUCUGCAUUUAUUUCUGAUGGAAAAUGUUCACGUGUAGCAUGAUGAAAUACUGUAGUUGAUGUAAACAGUUCAGUAUGUGACCAAUUCAUUUACAUGAUAUGACAAUAAACUCAACAGACAAGAGAAUAAUACUGAAAUAAAUUAAAUUAAAUAAA